Messenger RNA from Astrephomene gubernaculifera, 2098 nucleotides. The record is from the annotation of a GenBank genome assembly. Lineage: Eukaryota; Viridiplantae; Chlorophyta; Chlorophyceae; Chlamydomonadales; Astrephomenaceae.
GGCUGUACAAAACGCCGUACCUGUCCAGUUAGAUACUAUCUGCGGCAAUGCGCUUCGGUAAAGUCCCGCCUGCAGAUGCCAUGGUAGCAAAUUAAAACUGCAUCCUACCUGACAUUUGCUGUUUGCUGGCUCGAAUGAUUUAAAGUACCUGGAAACAUACGUGCACAUGGCUCGCCCCUGACCUAUAGCCCGCUGGGGGCCUAGUCGCAAUUAAUUAUUAGUAGGGGACAGAAAUGGCAGCACAGCUUUCGGCGGAGAUAUCAAUACUGUCAGGAGGAGCCUCAGUGAGCGCUAUCAAGGCGUCCCGCGGUGCAGCGCUUGGGCUUCAGCUGCCAAAGGAACCUCUUCCGCAACACAUUCCGAAAAUUGUUCGGGUCGAGCGGAAGCACACCCUGAAGGGCCAUGCGGACGCAGUGACCAGCCUGUGCUUUUCACCAGAUUCAUUCCUGCUUGCAUCGGGCAGCGAUGACAACACCGUGCGCAUGUGGGACGUUCAGUCAGGAAACUUGCGAACCAUUUUCACAGGGCACAACGCUAAGGUGCACGCCCUCAAUUUCAUCGGUUCGGGCACCAUCCUGUUCAGCGUUUCGAAAGACAGAACCAUCAUAGAAUGGGACCUGCUCAGAGGCACGCUGCGGAUGACGCUUGAAGGGCACGGUGCGCCGGUCUACGGAGUAUGCGUAUCUAAGGACAGCCAGAAGAUUAUCACCUGCAGCCACGACGAGACGAUACGGAUAUGGGAGAUCAUGAAGGGCAACCUCCAGAAGACGGUUAAGGCGCACACGAGCACAGUCUACAGCGUUGUGCUGUGCCCGGACGGCAAGCUCAUUGCAACGGCCUCCGCGGACAAAACCGUUAAGCUCUGGGACCUGGGGACGGGCGAGCUGAAGGCCACGCUCAUAGGCCACACCAGCCACGUCGUGGGUGUGGCGUUCACGCCGGACGGCAAGAAGCUGCUGAGCGCGGGGUGGGACGAGGUGAUCAAGUGCUGGGACGUUGAGACGGGCGAUGUGCUGCACACCUUCACCGGCCACCAGGGCAAGGUGCACUGCGUGUGCACGGCGCCGGACGGGGACACGGUGUUCAGCGGCGGCGAAGACAAGACCAUCAAGCUGUGGCGCAUCAGCACGGGCACCUGCUUCCACACCAUCCAGCCGGACCCGCUGGGCAAGGCGAGCCACUCGGACGAGGUGCUGGCGGUGGCCAUUUCGCCCGACCAGAGCCUCCUGGCGUCUGCUAGCGCUGACAACUCAAUCCGCACGUGGAAGGUCGUUGGCCUGUAGUACACUUGGAUACGCCUAAAGUACCUACCGCGAUUUGUGUGCACGCUUUGUGUGCACAGCACUGGUGGUAGCGCCUAGCACCUGGGUGACGAAGCGCUGAUAGGCGACGUGACGUGAAGUGGCUUGUGCAUGCUUGGCUGGGCGACUGUAUGGCAGGGCGCCCCAUGACGCGCCGUAACAGUACUACAGGGCGUGUUUUUUUGACGGGGGCUGUAUAAGACGGUGGAGCGCAGAGAGGAGCAAAAGAAGGUAGCAGCAUUGCGAGCGGCGCCGCUAGGACUGUACUUUUUGAGUGUCGUGACAUUGACUGUGUUUGAACUGCAUGUACGGUACUCCCAUGUGCUAACGCGCGGGGAAGCGAGUAGCGACGCUGGGUAAAGGUAAUGGUGUAUCCUAGUGUAUCCAGGCUGUGCAGAUACCCGGGGCUAAAGGCUUAAGCUGCCUUUUGGUUUGUGGUGACCUGAAUGCCUGGCAAGCGAUUUGUCAAUACGGCCUUAAGGCGCAAUGCCUUAUACUGUUGCUUGGGGGGGGCCCGGUUGCUAUGUUUGGCGGCCAAUAACUGCCCCUCGGGCUCCGGCAUUGGUGAAUCGUGGCGCAGGCGACGUUUUGGGUGCAAGUACGUGGUCUGGUCUGGCACGUAAUGGUGGUUGUCGAUGUUACUUAGCAGCCUAGAGCGUCAUUAAAUGUCGUGUUCAUACAUGUUUGAAGUUGAGGGCUGGUGAAGACGCCGCAGCCCAGGGUAGUUCGGUCCUGCACUGCUCAAAAUGGGUUUGUUGCGGGAGGCGAACCACAUUUCUAGGACCAUCAAACCUGUG